AUGUCAACUAAAUCACCGUCCCCCUUCCUGCAUUUACCACCUGAAAUACGGAUUGAAGUCUACCGGCGCUUGUUUGGCAUCGCCCCUCAUACUCGACUGCGUGUCGGCGAGGCAUGCCUGGACAGCGACUUGCCGCACUGUACCGAGACCUCGAUACGUGUGUCAACGGCUUUUGAGGUCUACGUGCACACACCCUCGACUUCGAAUGCGAGCGACUACGCAGAAAUGGAUAUUCAAUACUGCUCGGCAAAAGAGCAAUUCAGACGACAUAUAUACCGCGAACACCGCCCUCUAUUCCUCGCCAUUCUCGCGACUUGCAAGACGAUAUACGAGGAAAUGAUGCCGUUUUUUUACUCGUCGGCAUUUUUCGCCAUCUCAGGAAAUAUUGCAAAGGCUACCAACUGGUUAUAUAACAUCGCUCCCCGACGAAGCAGGCAUAUCCGGAGACUCAGCUUUCAUUUCAGCAGCAAUGCUUUGUCGGAAUGUUUCUCGAACCAGGGCAACAUGCAAAUCCUCGCUAAGGAACUGACAUAUAUGGAUCGGCUUGAUGUUGUGGAAUUGCUGGUUACAGAUACACGGCUGGAGGAACAGCUGUUGAGUUUUGGUGCGCUAGUGAAGCAUGGUGUCCCACGAUUUGCUGUGUCUCGAAGGCCGUGCGAGCCAUUGGUACUAUUUGGUAUCGAGCAAUUGGAGGCAGUGCCGAGGUUGGGGUGUGUCCGGAUUGUGGGCCGUCUUGAUAGGUUUUUGGUAUACAGGGAGGAUAAGGAGUAUUUGAGGGCCAUUGCAGAAGGGAGGAAGCCGGCUGGCCUUGGAAAGGAAGAUUGUCAUCGACCAGUGGUGGAGCUUGUACAGUUAUAA
Molecule: messenger RNA, 858 nt
Organism: Aspergillus pseudonomiae
Lineage: Eukaryota; Fungi; Ascomycota; Eurotiomycetes; Eurotiales; Aspergillaceae
Exons: 1
Coding region: 1-858 (285 amino acids)
Source: RefSeq, a predicted model, not a curated record